Magnusiomyces paraingens is the source of this 519-nucleotide messenger RNA. RefSeq lists its product as uncharacterized. The record is from RefSeq and is a predicted model, not a curated record. Lineage: Eukaryota; Fungi; Ascomycota; Dipodascomycetes; Dipodascales; Dipodascaceae. The coding region runs from base 1 to 519 and encodes 172 amino acids. The transcript is spliced from 2 exons. Gene Ontology annotation, molecular function: proton transmembrane transporter activity. Gene Ontology annotation, biological process: proton motive force-driven ATP synthesis.
AUGUCUGUUGCUCGCACCGUUAAGAUUGACUGGGCCAAGAUCGUUUCCACCCUCGGUCUGACCGGUUCCACUGUCUCUGCCCUCUCCGGCUUCCGCAAGCGUCACGAUGAAGCCGUCAAGGCCGUUGUCGAGCUCGGCACUCAGCCCACCUCCGUUGACUUUGCCUUCUACCGCAAGACCCUCAAGAACCAAGAGAUUGUCGACAAGAUUGAGAACGCCUACAAGUCUUUCACCCCUGUGACCUACGACGUUUCCAAGCAGCUCAAGACCAUUGAGGCUUUUGAGGCUAAGGCUCUUGCCAACGCCAAGGAGACCUCUGCUACCAUCGAGAAGGAGCUCCAGGACCUUGAGGCCACCCUCUCCAACAUUGAGACCGCCAGACCCUUUGACCAGCUUACUCUUGACGACCUCCGCAAGGCCAGACCCGACAUUGACGCCAAGGUCACCGAGGCUGUCACCAAGGGUAGAUGGGAGACUCCUGGCUACGACGAGAAGUUCGGCUCUGCUGCUGCCAUGUAA